Lathyrus oleraceus (garden pea) is the source of this 1718-nucleotide messenger RNA. RefSeq names its product ribulose bisphosphate carboxylase/oxygenase activase, chloroplastic. The transcript has 6 exons. Gene Ontology annotation, molecular function: ATP binding; ribulose-1,5-bisphosphate carboxylase/oxygenase activator activity; ATP hydrolysis activity. Lineage: Eukaryota; Viridiplantae; Streptophyta; Magnoliopsida; Fabales; Fabaceae. Bases 115 to 1545 code for a protein of 476 amino acids. The record is from RefSeq and is a predicted model, not a curated record. Gene Ontology annotation, cellular component: chloroplast stroma; thylakoid.
GAGACCUACUCAUCACACCAUAAAGUCUUCCUCUCAACUCAACUCAAUCCAAAUACUUUGGAGCUCAGUUCCAUUUGUCUGCUUCCAUUUUGGUUUCCAAUAACAUAUAAUAAAAUGGCAACUUCUUUGACAACUUUUGGAGCCAUUAACAUGGCACAGUUGAAAUUGAAUGGCUCUAGCAAUGGUGUUCCUAUGACAAGUUCAUCAUUUUUUGGACCAAGUAUCAAGAAAGUUAGUUCUUUGAUUUCAAGCCAGAAGAGUUUGUAUGGAAAUUUCAAAGUGUCUGCACAAGUCGAAUACGACGAGGAAAAGCAGACCUCAAAGGACAGAUGGGCUGGACUUGCUUAUGAUGUUUCAGAUGAUCAGCAGGAUAUCACAAGAGGGAAGGGAAUGGUGGACAGUGUCUUUCAAGCUCCUAUGGAAUCUGGAACUCACUAUGCUGUCAUGACUUCCUAUGAUUAUAUCAGUACCGGUCUUCGCCAGUACAAUUUGGAUAAUACGGUUGAUGGAUUGUAUAUCGCGCCUGCAUUUAUGGAUAAACUUGUUGUUCACGUCACCAAGAACUAUCUGAGCUUGCCAAAUAUUAAGGUUCCUCUCAUUUUGGGAAUUUGGGGAGGAAAAGGUCAAGGGAAAUCAUUUCAAUGCGAGCUUGUCUUUGCGAAGAUGGGAAUCAGCCCUAUAAUGAUGAGUGCGGGAGAAUUAGAAAGUGGAAAUGCUGGAGAGCCUGCAAAGUUGAUUAGGCAAAGGUACCGUGAGGCGGCCGACAUUAUCAAAAAAGGAAAGAUGUGUUGUCUUUUCAUCAAUGAUCUUGAUGCAGGAGCUGGUAGACUUGGUGGAACUACUCAAUACACAGUUAACAACCAGAUGGUAAAUGCGACCCUCAUGAACAUUGCUGACAACCCUACCAAUGUUCAACUUCCUGGUAUGUACAACAAGGAAGAAAAUCCCCGCGUCCCUAUCGUCGUUACUGGAAAUGACUUCUCUACAUUGUAUGCUCCUUUAAUUCGCGAUGGACGUAUGGAAAAAUUCUACUGGGCGCCUACUCGCGAAGAUAGGAUCGGUGUCUGUCAAGGUAUUUUUAGGUCAGAUGGUGUCCCUAAGGAUGGCAUUGUCAAGAUUGUUGACGCAUUCCCUGGACAGUCAAUUGAUUUUUUUGGUGCCUUGAGGGCUAGAGUGUAUGAUGAUGAAGUGAGGAAAUUGAUUUCUGGUAUUGGUGUGGAGCAUAUUGGGAAAAGGCUUGUGAACUCAAAGGAGGGACCUCCAACUUUUGAGCAACCAAAGAUGACUAUUGAGAAGCUACUAGAGUAUGGAAAUAUGCUGGUUCAAGAACAAGAGAAUGUGAAGAGGGUUCAGUUAGCUGACAAAUACCUCGGCGAGGCAGCUCUUGGAGACGCGAACGAAGAUGCUAUCAAGACUGGAAACUUCUAUGGACAAGGAGCUCAGCAAGUUGCUUUUCCUGUUCAAGAAGGCUGUGCCGACCCUUAUGCAGAAAACUAUGAUCCAACAGCCAGAAGUGACGACGGAAGCUGCUCAUACAAUUUGUAGUUGAUUCUUGAGUGAGUGCAUAUAAAUAUGGAGAUUUGUAAAAGCAGUCUAAAAAACAUGUUAAUGUGUUUUUUUGAUCAUUCACCAUAUUUUGUGUAAGGUGCAUUAAUCUCAACACUUUAGGCUGUAUAUUUUGUGUUAUUGCUGGUACAUCCUGUGGUUGAGUUUUGUGA